AUGCCGGAAAAACUCCCACCUAUAGAUCGUGAUAAUGGCGAUCCUAAUGAGAAAUUCAAGGCAAGGAAUUGGAAGAAAAAGGAUAUCAGAAAAAUGAAUCCCCAACAAAGGAGUAGAUACAUGGCUUAUGAAGAGCCAUCCAAGGAGGCAGUGGAAGCUCAGAGUGUAUCAAACAAACGUCUGCUUGACAGGAAACGUAAUGAAAUGAGGAUAAAUGCUCCACUGCCAGCCGAGGAGUAUGAUGAAAGAGAAAAACAUGCCAAGUUAAUAGGACAGUUGAAAGCUGCUGAAUCAAGAAAUAGAUUAAGAAUAAUGAGGUUACGCUACCAAUCAAACAAGAGUCAAGAAAUAAGUCAUUUGAUUGCCUGCCAACCGACUGCUGCCAAAGCUGUAAGGCUACAGGCAUUGGUACCAUCCAAUCCAGAACGCAGAACCAGAAAGGACACUCUAGAUAAACUAUCGAGGGAACGAUGUGAACGAUUACUUGAAGAUUCACAAGGACUAUUAGUGAACAGGGUCCAUUAAACUCAGUCUUUGUUGUCAUGUCGC
Molecule: messenger RNA, 549 nt
Organism: Ylistrum balloti
Lineage: Eukaryota; Metazoa; Mollusca; Bivalvia; Pectinida; Pectinidae
Product: protein LKAAEAR1-like
Exons: 7
Coding region: 1-525 (174 amino acids)
Source: RefSeq, a predicted model, not a curated record